GCUUAUUAGUAGAGACAAAUUUUGAGAGCAUAAAAAAGUUUAAGUAAAAGCAGCAAUGAACACUCCUUCCAAGCUUCUACCUUUAUUCUUGGCCCUUCUUCUCUUCCUCAUUCCCUUAACAUUCAUUCUCAACACUUCCACACAAACGUAUAAACCCUUUCAUGGCCUCACCGCCACAACUUCCAACCAUAGACACAAAAACAUUGACCACUCAUUCUCCGUUUCUAAAGCAAUAUCUCUUAAUAUAACUCACUGUUUUCCUGCUGAGUUACCUUCUAAUCCAAUAACAGACAACCAUUGUUGUCCAUCUAAACCAUCUUUCUCCAAUCUCAUAGAUUUCAAAGAUUUUGCUUCUCCCAAUGCCACACUGCGAGUCAGGAAACCAUUUCACAUGCUUGAUGAACAAUACAUAGCUAAAUUUGAAAAGGGCAUUGCACUCAUGAAAGCCCUCCCUCAAGAUGACCCACGUAGCUUUAUUCAACAAGCUAAGGUUCACUGCGCCUAUUGCAACGGGGCUUAUCACCUUGAGCCCCCUUUUCAAGACACAAAAUUCGACAUUCAUGUGUCAUGGUUUUUCUUUCCAUUCCAUCGUUGGUACAUGUACUUCUUUGAACGAAUUUUAGGGAACUUAAUCGGUGACCCUCACUUUGCUUUACCAUUCUGGAAUUGGGAUUCUGCAGAGGGCAUGCAAAUGCCAUCUUGUUUCACAGACCAUAACUCCUCACUUUACAACCAACUCCGACACCAGAAACACUUGCCACCCCACGUCGUUGACCUCAACUAUCAUCUUGAAGACAGCUACGUCCCUUCUCAGCAACAAGUUUCGUAUAAUUUAGCCACCAUGUACAAGCAAAUGGUGCUUGCAAGCACCACAGAAUUGUUCAUGGGAAGCCCUUUUCGGCUAGGGGAUAAUAACCCUCAUCCUGGUAUGGGUUCUGUGGAGGUUGCUCCACAUAACACUCUUCAUUCAUGGAUUGGUGGGGCUGAUACUCCGCACCAUGAGGACAUGGGCACGUUCUACACAGCUGCUAGAGACCCCAUUUUCUAUGUUCAUCACGCGAACAUGGAUCGAAUGUGGGCGAUAUGGAAAACACUGGGAGAAGGAAGAAGGGACUAUAGUGACGAAGAUUGGUUAGAUUCCGAGUUUUACUUCUACGAUGAGAAUGCUGAUUUUGUUCGUGUUAAGGUAAGAGAUUGCGUUGAUACUAAAAAGUUGGGGUACGUGUACCAAGAUGUUGAUCUUCCAUGGUUACGUACGCCACCCACAUCACGAAAAAGUAAGCUCCUGAGACAAAGGAAGAAGGAUGAGGUUUUGAGUUGGAAGCCGAUAAAGUUUCCUUUGGUUUUGGAUUCCGUAACGAGUGUCAUUGUUAAGAGGCCGAAGAAAAAAAGGAGCAGGGAAGAGAGAGAAAAAGAGGAAGAGGUUUUAGUGAUGGAAGGGAUUGAGUUUGGAAGUGAUAAGUAUGUUAAGUUUGAUGUUCAUGUUGAUGAUGAUGAAGAGAGGUUGAGUAAUCCAGAUGAGACAGAAUUUGUGGGAAGUUUUGUGAAUGUGGCGCAUGGACAUGGCCAUAACAUCACCACUACCUUUAAAGUUGCCAUAUCCAAAGUUCUGGAGAAUUUAGAAGUUGCAGAAGACGAUGAUGUGCUCGUUACUUUGGUACCUCGCGUGGGACAAGGAGACCUAAUCCUGGGAAACAUCAAAAUUGAGUUUUUUCCAAGAGAGCUCAAGGAUUAAUUAAAUUUCAACUACCCAGUAAGUUCAGGUAUUUUUAAGUGAAUUUGUGUUAAAUUUUUUUAUUUAUUAAAUAUUUAAAAAUUUUAUAUUUGUUAAUUAA
This is a messenger RNA of Vigna unguiculata (cowpea), 1835 nucleotides long. Its product is annotated as polyphenol oxidase I, chloroplastic pseudogene. The record is from RefSeq and is a predicted model, not a curated record. Lineage: Eukaryota; Viridiplantae; Streptophyta; Magnoliopsida; Fabales; Fabaceae.